UGAAGACAUUUUUGUAAAUCUCUCUGGUCUCUUCCACAACAAACCAACCACCAAUUCUUUUCACCCAUUAUUUUGCUUACAAAUCCUUUCCAUCUCUUUCUUGCAGAGUGUAGCGAGUGCGGAAAUGGCGGCUUCGGCCUCUCUGUCUAACGCUUUCUCUCUCUACAGUCCCCGAAGCGUCUCCUUGAAACCCUCCCACCAUUUGUCUCUUCAACCCACGAGCAUUCAACAAUUUGUUGUUCAUGGAAAACCCAUUUCGAGAGCAGCUGUUUCUUCCUCUCCCGUUCUGAACGCGUAUUGGCAAUUUGGGAUUAAUUCGAGAUUUGGUAAUAAUUGGUAUAGGAAUGACAGGCGUUCUUCUCUCAGGCCUUCAGAUUCAGCCCAGCACGAAAAUCAAACAUACAAUGAAGACAAAUCUGGUUCAGAUAGGGCAGCAAGUAAAAAGUCUCAACCCGACAUGAAGUCCCUCAUGCAGUUGUACAAGGAGGCGAUUGCAUAUGGAGAUGCACGGGCCAUGUAUGAGAUAGAAAAUAUUCUAUUUACAAUAGAUAAAGAGAAAAUUGAGCUGGCUGAUAGGGUUUCAGCUUUGUCUGAGGAGGUAUCCUCGGGGAAGGAAAAAUUUUUACGACUGCAGGCUGAUUUUGAUAAUUAUAGGAAAAGAUCGGAAAAGGAAAGAGCAACAGUUAGGAGUGAUGCCCAAGGAGAAGUGAUAGAGAGCCUCUUGCCAAUGGUUGACAGUUUCGAGAGAGCCAAACAACAGUUGAAGAUAGAGACUGAGAUGGAGAAGAAAAUCGACACGAGUUAUCAAGGUAUAUACAAGCAGUUCAUAGAAAUUAUGAGAAGCUUGCGUGUUGCAGCGGUCCCUACCGUGGGAAAACCAUUUGAUCCUUCGAUGCACGAGGCUAUUGCACGCGAGGAGUCACAUGAGUUCAAGGAAGGGAUUGUGAUUCAAGAAUUCCGCAGAGGUUUCUAUCUAGCUGACCGGCUAAUAAGGCCGGCCAUGGUUAAGGUCUCAACCGGACCCGGCAGAAAAAAGCCUCUUUCUGAGCAGCAGGCUUCAGUUGCUAGAGUUGACAAUCGAUAGUUACCACUAAAAUUUUUAUCAUUCAGAAGCAUUCUCUUUUCGUUCUAAAAGAAAAUUCUUGCAUAAUUGAAGCUCGAAGCUACUAUUCUACUUCUCUUUCAUUUAGCGUUUGCAAGAGGAGGCAGAUCAAGAUCAGGGUAGAUUGUGCUAGGAUCAUCUUGUACACGAACCCAAACGAGCCAUCUAGAGAGGAAGAAAACAGAGAUCGAAGCCGCUGUUGAAUGAACUACUUGCAAAUUGGAGUCCAUUCAAUAUAGAUUCUGCUGAGAAUUAGGAUUUGAGAGUUUGUACUCGGAAUUAAUUUGAACAAUUGUAUGAUCAGCUCGAUUAGGGAAACAAAGCAACAUCCCUACAUUAUAAAUUUAUACUACAAAUGUGUCGAAACUAAUCUUUUUACAUUUAUCUCAGGAAAACGAUUUUGAUGGUACAAA
Salvia miltiorrhiza (redroot sage) is the source of this 1515-nucleotide messenger RNA. RefSeq lists its product as uncharacterized. The transcript has 3 exons. Lineage: Eukaryota; Viridiplantae; Streptophyta; Magnoliopsida; Lamiales; Lamiaceae. The record is from RefSeq and is a predicted model, not a curated record. Gene Ontology annotation, molecular function: protein-folding chaperone binding; adenyl-nucleotide exchange factor activity; protein homodimerization activity. Bases 125 to 1084 code for a protein of 319 amino acids. Gene Ontology annotation, cellular component: chloroplast. Gene Ontology annotation, biological process: protein folding.